Molecule: messenger RNA, 4125 nt
Organism: Aspergillus mulundensis
Lineage: Eukaryota; Fungi; Ascomycota; Eurotiomycetes; Eurotiales; Aspergillaceae
Gene: ssdA
Product: mRNA-binding translational repressor SSD1
Exons: 4
Coding region: 1-4125 (1374 amino acids)
Biological process (GO): mRNA catabolic process
Cellular component (GO): P-body; exosome (RNase complex)
Molecular function (GO): 3'-5'-RNA exonuclease activity; RNA binding
Source: RefSeq, a predicted model, not a curated record
AUGGACCAGCAGAACCAAUCUGGGGUCCCCGGACCAGCUGGUCGAAAGCUGCAUAUCGCUCACAGACGGAGCCCAUCUGAGCUUACCCCUCUUAUGAUGGAACAACUGGCGAUCCAGCAGCAAAUCGAGCUGCUUCAGCAGCAACAACAGCAGAUUGCAGCCACGCACCAGCAGUAUGUCAAUAUGGGCCUAUUGCAACCGCAGCAGAUUGGCCAGGCUUCGGGUUUCACGCCUUCUCUCCAGGGUGGCGGUGCGGCCAUAGGCGGAGUCUCUCAGCAACAGCUCGGUGCCUUCCAAUUCCCUGGGGUUGCGCAACAACAGCAGCUUGGAAUCCCCGGAAACGCUUCGAAUCAGCAUUCCCACCGCCGUAAUCAAUCGGCCCUUCCGGGCUUCGGCAUGGGUGGCCCUCCUCCAGCUCCAUCCUCGGGGGCUUCUGGCUAUUCGGACUACAACCAACAACAGCAGGGCAAUUUCCAAAAGAAUGAUAACGGCGGUCAUGGUCGCGGCCGUGGAGGCCCUCCCGGCGGUGGUCACCAGCGACGCCAUUCUCUUGCUCUUCCGGAGGCCAAAAAGGCCGCAGAGCUCGCUCAGCAGAAACGCGCGGCAUCUGGGUUCCAGUUCCCUGCCCCCUCCGGUGACUCGUCUGAGGGCCCUUCUACCUCCGACGACAAACCAUCUACCCCAAACACAGCACAGUCGGCGCAAGGAUUAGGCCUCCACCGCGCCGGUAACAUCAGAGCGAGUGCUCAUGGCCGCAGUCAGUCUAUGGCUGUUGGUGGAAAUCGUGGCUCCCUGUCUGGUCGUGGCCCGGGUGGUUUCCAGUUCCCUGCCAAUGAUGGUUCCGCUGGUCCUGAGAACCAACGCCGUGGAAGCCAAGCUUCCCACGCUCGGACACCAUCCAGGAAUUUCGACGGUAACUGGCGCCAGCCUAACAACCAAGCUCAAGCCCAGGAUCAGUCAAAGGGCCUCGGCCAGCAGAACUCUGGGUUCCAACCUGGACAUCGUGCACGCGCGUCAAUGAACCAGUCGAUUGGCUCGAUUGGCUCAUUCCAAUACCCCGGCCAGCCUCAGUUGAUUCAACUGCCCCAAGGCCAGGUCGUCAUGGCCCCCCCUCAGAUGUUCGGCGGAGCUCAACAGUUGAACCCCCUGCAACUAGCCCAGCUCCAAGCUCUGCAACAGGGUGGGCAGCUGAACGGUCAGGGCUUAGGUGGUCUCCAGGCUAGUCAACACGCUCCCCAGCCGCUAUCUGCUCAGCAAACCCAACAACAACAGCAGCAGCAGAGGAAAACUCUGUUCACGCCUUACCUUCCCCAGGCCAACCUUCCUGCGCUCUUGAGCAAUGGUCAACUUGUCUCAGGUAUUCUCAGAGUGAACAAGAAGAACCGUUCCGAUGCCUACGUUACCACGCCAGACUUGGAUGCCGACAUUUUCAUCUGCGGUAGUAAGGAUCGAAACCGUGCUCUUGAAGGCGAUUUCGUGGCUAUUGAACUUCUCGAUGUUGAUGAAGUCUGGUCCCAGAAGCGGGAGAAGGAAGAAAAGAAGAAACGCAAGGACAUCACCGAUGCCAGGUCUGGUAGCAAUGCUGGAACAGACAAGAUGUCCCGUUCUGACUCGACUGGAGACCGCCAAGAGAUUGGACCUGACGGUAGCAUUCGCCGCCGGGGCAGUCUCCGACAGCGUCCGACUCAGAAGAAGAACGACGAUGUCGAGGUUGAGGGCCAGAGCCUGCUCCUGGUUGAAGAAGAUGAAAUCAGUGAUGAGCAGAAACCACUUUAUGCUGGCCACGUCGUCGCCGUCAUUGAACGUAUCGCUGGCCAGAUGUUUUCUGGUACACUUGGCCUCCUCCGCCCUAGCAGCCAAGCAACGAAGGAGAAGCAGGAAGCUGAGAGGCUUGCAAGGGAUGGCGCCCAUGGCCGCCAACAAGAUAGACAGCAGGACAAGCCCAAGAUCGUUUGGUUCAAGCCUACCGACAAGCGUGUUCCCUUAAUUGCAAUCCCCACUGAGCAAGCUCCGCGCGAUUUUGUCGAGAAGCAUCAAGAUUACGCCAAUCGCAUCUUCGUCGCAUGCAUCAAGAGAUGGCCCAUCACCUCGCUGCAUCCCUUUGGUACUUUGGUCGAACAAUUGGGUGAGAUGGGUGACUUGAAGGUUGAAACCGAGGCGCUCCUCCGCGACAACAACUUUGGCUCCGAUGAGUUCACUGACGCCGUCUUGAAGAGCAUUGGCUGGGAAAACUGGUCGAUCGCUAGUGAAGGCGAUCUGUCUUCCCGUCGGGACUUCCGCCAGGAAACUACAUUUACUGUUGAGCCGAGCGGAACCAAUGAGCUCGAUAACGCCUACCACUUCAAGACUCUGCCGGACGGGAAGGUAGAGAUUGGCAUCCACGUCACCGAUAUCGCUCACUUCGUCAAAGCCAAUUCGCUGGUUGAUCGAGAGGCGAAGAAACGUGGUACUGCCGUCUAUCUUGUUGAUCGUCUGGUGAAACUGCUACCCCCGCGUAUCGCGACUGAACUAUGCGCUUUGCUCCCAGGUGAGGAGCGCUUGACAGUCAGUGUCGUAUUCAAGGCCAACCCCGAAACGGGAGCCGUUGACGACGAUGUUUGGAUCGGCAAGAGUAUCAUCAAGAGUGUUGGUAGACUGAGUUACGAUGAGGCUGAAUCCGUGAUCAAGGGAUCAUCCAAUGCUCCAUUGGCAGGUGUUCCAGUUGAUACCAUUCGUGGACUACAGCGCACCGCCUCUAAGUUCCGCGAAGCGAGACUUGGAAAUCGGGUUUCCCAGAUUCCUCCUCUACGCCUACUCCAUUCCCUGGACGACGAGAAUGUGCCGGUGGAGAGCAACAUUUUCGACUCUUCGGCCGUUCGUGAGCUUGUGGAGGAACUGAGCUUCAAAGCGAACUUCCUUGUUGCCCGCAAGCUGCUUGCAGCUCUCCCCGACAAAGCUUUCCUUCGCCGUCAGCAGUCACCUAACCCUCGUCGUCUCCACUCAUUUGUCGACCGCAUGAACAGACUCGGGUUUGGGCUCGACGAGUCCAGCAGUGGAAGCUUGCAGAGUAGUCUUUGCAAGGUUCAAGACGAUGAUCUGCGCAAGGGAAUGGAGACAAUUUUCGUGAAGUCCAUGCAGCGUGCGAAGUACUAUGUUGCGGGCACCGUCCAGGACGAACUGCGUCCUCACUAUACCCUCAACCUACCCGUCUACACUCAUUUCACUAACCCAUUGCGCCGCUAUGCUGAUGUUGUCGUCCAUCGCCAACUCGAGGCUGCAUUAUCUGAUGGCGCUAUCGAGUUCACGGAUGACAUUGAAUCCCUCAGCAAGACCGCAGAUAUCUGCAACAACAAGAAGGAUUCUGCGCACAAUGCCCAGGAGCAGAGCGUUCACAUUGAAGCUUGUCGCAGUAUGGACAAACUCCGCCAAGAAAUUGGUGGUGACCUUAUCAGCGAAGGUAUUGUGCUUUGUGUCUACGAGUCCGCAUUUGAUGUUCUCAUUCCCGAGUAUGGUUUCGAGAAACGUGUUCACUGCGACCAGCUACCCUUGAAGAAGGCAGAGUAUCGCAAGGAGUCUCGUGUCCUGGAACUCUACUGGGAGAAGGGCGUGCCUUCGUCAGCCUAUAUCCCGGAGGAUGAACGUCCUAAGCCGGCCAACUCUCGUGCUGCCCAGGCCGCAGCAGCCGCAAGAGAGGCCGAAGCCGCUCGUGAACGGGCCAGGGAAAGAGAGGAAGCUCUGAGAAAGCAGACCGAGACCGGAACAAUGUCCGCUGACGAUGUUGAUGCUCUGUUCGACGAUGAUGAUGACGUCUCCGAGGUUACGGAAAUGGCAGCUGGCGUCUCGUUGAACUCCGCAGACCGCUCAACUCAGAGCAUGCCGCCGUCGCCCACUCGCAACGGUCAUUUGCCCCAAGGUCCUCAGCGCACGCUUUCGGACCCCAAGAUUGCCACCAACACCGCCGAUGCCCCUGAGGCUAAGCUUACUAACAAGGAGAAGUACCUCCGCCUCUUCAAGCUUCGGGAAGAGGGAGGCGAGUACAUCCAAGACGUGACGGAGAUGACUCGCGUACCCAUCAUUCUGAAGACCGAUCUGAGCAAGAGUCCUCCUUGUCUCACCAUCAGGUCUGUCAACCCCUACGCACUGUAG